Messenger RNA from Diospyros lotus (date-plum), 4017 nucleotides. RefSeq names its product exocyst complex component SEC5A-like. Gene Ontology annotation, biological process: Golgi to plasma membrane transport; exocytosis. The record is from RefSeq and is a predicted model, not a curated record. The transcript is spliced from 21 exons. Gene Ontology annotation, cellular component: exocyst. NCBI's taxonomy places the organism in Eukaryota, Viridiplantae, Streptophyta, Magnoliopsida, Ericales, Ebenaceae. The coding region runs from base 221 to 3487 and encodes 1088 amino acids.
CGCACCGUACCCUCACCUUCCUCUCCAUCUUCGCCGACCUGUACAUGUAAUUCUCGAAUAUACAAUCAAUUAUAUCGAUAAUCAUCUUCAACAGAUCCACGGAGAGAGAGAGAGAGAGAGAGAGAGAGAACAGUCAAAAUUUCAAAGGAAUUUCACCCACGUAUAUACAUCGCCGCAUUAAUCGCACGUAUAUAUAUAUUAAUCAAAUUGGAAUCAAGAAAUGUCGAGCGACAGCGAAGACCUAGACGAGGACGAGCUCCUCCAGAUCGCGCUCAAGGAGCAGGCGCAGAGAGAUCUCGAUUACCGGGCGUCGAAGCCGUCGAGGCCGGUGGCCAAUUUCGUCAAGCAGCCUUCGCAGCCGGUAGCCAAUCCCAGGAUCCCUAGCUCCGCCGCACACCCGCGGCAGCAGAUGCAGAAGAAGGCGGCCCAGCCUCAGGCUCACAAGCAGCAGCGCUCCAUGGACGACGACGACGACUCGGAGGUCGAGAUGCUGAGCAUUUCCUCCGGCGACGAGGAGUCGUCCAAGGAUCGGGGGUACGGGUCGCGCAAUCGGCCCGGAGCGGGCGCGAGGGCCGGGAAGGAUGACGAUCGAGGUUGGGACGGCGGCGAGCCCGAUUGCUGGAAGAGAGUGGAUGAGGCCGAGCUUGCUCGUAGGGUUCGUGAGAUGCGGGAGACAAAGGCAGUGCCAGUUGCUCAAAAGUUUGAGAGGAAGCCAUCAGGAGUAGCUAGAAAAUGUCUUAAUACUCUGCAGUCCUUUCCACGUGGCAUGGAAUGCAUAGAUCCACUUGGGCUGGGGGUAAUUGACAACAAAACACUUCGGUUGAUCACUGAGCAUUCAGAUACCUCUCCUUCUCGGGAUUAUCUAGAUCCUAAUCUCCGCGAGAAGUUGAUAUAUUUCUCCGAUAAAUUUGAUGCGAAGUUGUUUCUUUCUCGAAUUCACCAAGAUACAAGUGCAGCUGAUUUGGAGGCUGGUGCUCUUGCUUUGAAAACUGAUCUCAAAGGCCGGACUCAGCAGAGAAAACAAUUGGUCAAAGAAAAUUUUGAUUGCUUUGUCUCUUGCAAAACCACAAUUGACGAUAUUGAGUCAAAAUUGAAACGGAUUGAAGAAGACCCUGAAGGUUCUGGAACCUCUCACUUGUUCAAUUGUAUUCAGGGAGUCAGUUCUCUGGCUAAUCGUGCUUGUGGGCCUUUAUUUGAGAGACAGGCACAAGCUGAGAAGAUCAGGUCUGUCCAAGGAAUGCUUCAGAGGUUCCGGACAUUAUUUAACUUGCCCAGUUUAAUUCGUGAGAGCAUUAGUAAGGGUGAAUAUGACUUGGCAGUUAGGGAGUACAGGAAGGCAAAAUCCAUCGUUCUGCCAUUACAUGUUGGUAUAUUAAAACGUGUACUUGAGGAGGUGGAAAAAGUCAUGCACGAGUUCAAAGGCAUGCUUUACAAGUCCAUGGAAGAACCACAGAUUGAUUUGACAAGUCUUGAAAAUAUCGUGAGGCUUCUCUUGGAGCUUGAGCCUGAGUCGGAUCCUGUGUGGCAUUACUUGACUAUACAGAAUCAUAGAAUUCGAGGUUUGCUUGAAAAAUGCACCUUGGACCAUGAAGCGAGAAUGGAAAUGUUGCAGAAUGAGAUCCAUGAGAAGGCUUUAUCUGAUGUAAAGUGGAAACAAUUUCAGCAAGAUUUGAAUCAGUCUUCUGGGAACACCCAUCUGCUGGGAGAUUCACAGCCAGUAGACUUUACGGGUGCAGAAGUUGAUGCCCUUAGAGGAAGGUAUAUCCGUAGGCUAACCGCUGUACUGAUCCAUCACAUUCCUGCCUUCUGGAAAGUAGCCCUUUCUGUUUCCAGUGGGAAAUUUGCCAAGUCUUCCCAAGUUCCAGCUGAUUCCAAUGUUAAUACUUCUAUGAAUAAAAAUGAUGAAAAAGUUGGAGACGGAAAGUAUUCGAGCCACUCGCUUGAUGAAGUUGCUGGAAUGAUACGAAGCACUUUAUCAGCAUAUGAAUCUAAGGUCCACAGUACAUUCCGUGAUCUUGAAGAAUCAAAUAUUCUUCGUCCAUUUAUGAGUGAUGCCAUAAAGGAAAUAUCUAAAGCAUGCCAUGCUUUUGAAGCAAAAGAAUCAGCUCCUUCAAUAGCAGUUACAGCAUUGCGGACACUUCAGUCUGAGAUCACAAAGAUUUACAUACUGAGGCUUUGUUCUUGGAUGCGAGCUUCAACAGAAGAGAUAUCCAAAGAUGAAUUAUGGGUUCCAGUUUCUAUCCUUGAAAGAAACAAGUCCCCUUACACAAUCUCUCACUUGCCUCUAGCAUUUCGUUCAAUUAUGGUUUCAGCAAUGGACCAGAUCAAUUUGAUGAUUCAGUCUUUAAAGAGUGAGGCUACAAAGUCAGAGGACACAUAUGUGCAGCUUCAAGAAAUUCAAGAAUCUGCCAGACUUGCCUUUUUAAACUGUUUGCUAGACUUUGCUGCUCAUCUGGAGCAGACAGGAGUUGAUCUUGCGCAAAAUAGAUCAAACAAAGGAAGCCUGAAUAUGCAGAAUGGAUGUUCUGAUGAAUUACAAGAAAGUUUAACUGAUCCUCUCCCCGGAAGUGUUGUUAAUCCACAUCAACAGCUUUUGAUCAUAUUGAGCAAUAUUGGAUAUUGCAAAGAUGAACUUUCUCAUGAAUUGUACUACAAAUACAGAAAUACCUGGCUAACUAGGGGAAGAGAUGAGGAGGACAGUGAUAUGCAUGAUCUGGGCAUGUCUUUCUCUGGGCUUGAAGAGAAGGUCCUUGGACUGUACACUUACGCAAAGGCCAAUUUGACGAGAAUGGCUGCCAUGAACUAUUUAUUGGAUUCUGGGUUUCAGUGGGGGGCUGCACAUGCAGUCAAGGGUGUUCGAGAUGCUGCUGUAGAAUUAUUGCAUACUAUGGUAGCUGUGCAUGCCGAGGUCUUUGCUGGCUGUAAGCCCCUAUUGGACAAGAUACUUGGUAUACUUGUGGAAGGCCUAAUUGAUACUCUACUGAGUCUUUUCCAUGAAAACAAAACUAAAGAUCUUAGAUCUCUGGAUGCAAAUGGUUUCUGUCAGCUCAUGCUCGAGCUUGAAUAUUUUGAGAUUAUAUUGAAUCCGUAUUUUACACAUGAAGCAAGAGAAUCUCUAACGUCUUUACGAGGGGUCCUCCUGGAAAAAGCCACUGAAAGUGUGUCGGAGUCUAUUGAGACCCCAAGUCAUCAUCGGCGGCCAACUCGUGGGAGUGAAGAUGCCCUUUCAGAUGACAGACAACAAGCCUCACCUGAUGAUCUGAUUGCACUUGCCCAACAGUACAGCACUGAAUUACUUCAGGCUGAGCUGGAGAGGACUCGGGUAAACACGGCAUGCUUUGUUGAAUCAAUCCCACUUGACUCUGUUCCCGAACCGGCAAGAGCUGCUUAUGCAUCUUUCAGCGGGACAAUGGAUUCACCCGGCAGGAGUUUCAAGGCCUCCCAAUCUGUUGGAUCCCCGGCUUUCUCCCGCCAAAGACGGAGAUGACUUAGCUAAGCACCCUUUAAUUUCUUUUUAUAGUUUUGUGUUUUUUUCUUCUUUUGUCGAUAUUGUUGUAUUGUAUCAAUCCACACAUUUUAUUGUCAGAAGAAGUCUUUUAACAUUCUCCCCAUAAUGAGUUCUUGUUCAGUAAAUCUGUUACUCGUCUGGCCCAUAGUAGAGACCCCGUGGCAUUCACUAGGCACCGAGCUUCUGAAUUUUGAUUUUGGGUUUGGGUUUGCUAGUUCAGUUAAAAUGAAGACUGGGAUUGAUUUUGGAAAUAGAAUUUAUGUCAAAAUUUUCAAGUGUGUAUCUAUUUUCAUAUUAAAGAUUGUCGUUGUGGCUCGUGUUUAUGGGAAGUGUUACUUUCGUAUCAUUCUGGUGGUAUUAUUUUUUCGCGGUGUUAGGAUUCUAGUUGCAAUUUACAGAGAAUUUCUUUUAUGGUUCUCUUCUUUGCUGCUUCUUCACUAGGGUUCCUUUGUUGUAAGAUUUGAUGUUUUGUAUGAAGAUGACAGCUCUUCUUGGGAGUUAGAUUUUCA